GGGAUCAGUCCUACAGUCAUGGCGUCCGGGAAGACGGUGGAUUUCAGCGCUUCCCGCGAGUAAGCGCCGAAAAACCCGUCAAUCGCCACUUCAGCCGCCGCGCCGCGCGUUAUUUCCAGCGGAAUAUCAUUUAACAGCGCACACGCGGACGUAUCAGCUCACAGCGAGUGCUCAUUCAGCUAUUAAAGGUGGGUUUGCAGCAGUAUGGUGGAGCCUGAGGAGCGGCCCUCGGUGGCGGGGCAGAGACUCGGGGCGCCUGAGAGCCUGGGCAUCAGCACACUGGAGCCCGGACAGCGGCCCCCCACCAUGCCCCCCGGCAGACAGAUCUCCAUCCGCGUCCAGAUGCUGGACGACACUCAGGAAGUCUUCGAGGUCUCGCAACGGGCUCCAGGGAAGGUGCUGUUUGACCUGGUUUGUUCUCAUCUGAACCUCGUCGAGGGCGAUUACUUCGGUUUGGAGUUUCAGGAUCAGCGGAAAAUGAUUGUGUGGCUGGAUCUGCUGAAGCCAAUACUCAAGCAGAUUAGACGACCCAAAAACAUCAUCCUGAGAUUUGUGGUGAAGUUUUUUCCUCCUGAUCACACACAGCUUUUAGAGGAGCUCACCAGGUAUCUGUUCGCUCUGCAGAUUAAACAUGAUCUGGCCUGUGGACGCCUGACCUGUAAUGAGAGCAGCGCCGCCCUGCUGGUGGCUCAUAUAGUGCAGUCUGAGAUUGGAGACUUUGAUGAAGUGCAGUGUAAACAACAUCUGCUCAACAACAAGUAUAUUCCAGAGCAGGACACACUGAUGGACAAGAUCAUUGGAUACCAUCGCAAACAUGUUGGACAAACACCAGCUGAAUCUGACUACCAGCUUCUGGAGAUCGCACGGAGACUUGAGAUGUAUGGAGUGCGUCUUCAUCCGGCAAAAGAUCGAGAGGGUACAAGACUCAGCCUCGCCGUGGCUCAUUCUGGUGUUCUGGUCUUUCAGGGGCACACCAAGAUAAAUGCAUUCAAUUGGUCUAAAGUCCGGAAACUGAGCUUCAAGAGGAAACGCUUUCUCAUAAAACUACGGCCUGAUUUGAAUAGUAACUGUCAGGAUACUCUGGAGUUUAUGAUGGGAAGCAGGGACUGCUGUAAGGUGUUCUGGAAGAUCUGUGUGGAGUACCAUGCCUUUUUCCGCCUGUUUGAAGAACCCAAACCCAAGCCUAAACCAGUUCUGUUCACCAGAGGUUCCUCCUUCAGGUUCAGUGGCCGCACACAGAGGCAGGUGAUUGAUUAUGUAAAGGACACUGAAUUCAAAAAGGUUCCAUUUGAAAGAAAACACAGCAAAAUCCAGUCCAACAGCAAUCUUUCUCCAUUCCCAUCCAGGCAGAGUGCUGAGGGUCAAGGAGAGAUGUUGCAGAGGAAUGCCAGUGCUUCAGGACACCAGGCGGACUCGCCUCUUGGGCGCACUCAAGUGACUGUUGAAAACCCGUCUCUCCAGCGUUACACCGGGGGCCUAAAUUCACAGACCAAUGGAUGUCGAAACGGGACCAGCGACGAGGCAGAUGCUCGAUUAAAACCAUCCCCAUCCAAGCAGCAAGCCGAGCAUCUGAGCACAGGUCUAGCAUCGCAUUCUGCCAAGGGUAGCAGCUCCUCGAUACCUUACAUUGACUGCAGUGAUAUAGAUAGUGAAUACGAUGUGGUUAACGGCCGCAUCACCAGGUCUCACUCACACACACAUGACAAUGAUGAGGUUGAGCCAACAGGCCGUAGAAUACGCAAUGGUUAUGGAACUGGCCAACACAAUGGGGCAAGCAAGUCCAGAUUUAGGGAGUCUCCUUUGAAUACUCGCCGGUUGGCUCAGAGUUCAGAUUCUUUCAAUGGUAGUCAGAUAUCUAAUGGGUCGUUUUGUGGUAACGGAUCACCACGUGCUAUGCCUCUAAGCAGUACCUUGGUGGAUGAAUUGUUUCAAGGUAUGGAUAGACGUGGUUUGGUGUCACCUGCUUCUCAUUUAGUUGGUUCCCGAAGUGCAAACUGUAGUCCGGUGAUGAGCAGUUUUCAUAAAACAAGCUCCCUGAACAAUCCAGAACAGAUUGGGUAUAGUGGUCGCAGACGAUGGGAUGAUGGUAGCCAUUACCUUAGCAAUGGUGGAUCUGGGAGCGAGGCUCAGCAUUAUGGGAGCUACUCCCCAAUUGUCAAUCGAUCUCCACACUUGCAGAAACUCCAAAACGGCAUGCGCAACCGUUCUGACACCGAUCCCAUGAUUCUAAGCAAGUUGAGUUCAACCAAUGAGCCUCGAUCUUUGGUCUCCAGGGCUGAACGUAUGGCUGCAAUUGAGAGGCGUGUGGCUGCUAAUGGGAUUGGAACAUCCGGCCAAUCUCGAUCCAGCAAUGUCCAGCGCCUGUAUGGAAGCAGGCUGAGUGCUAAUGAUCACAGUAGCCCUGUGCAUAUGAUUGAUGGUUCUACUAGUAGUGGAACUGAGUCUAGUGAUACUGAGUCGGAUGCAGGCAGCAACUCCUACUGUCAGCCCCUUGUCUAUGGAAACCCUGGGGCGGCCAAUUCUUCCCCUUUGCCCCAGAGCAAGUUCUCCUUUGGCGGUCUACAACUGGAGGAUGAGGGCCAAGGGGGAGAUGAUGGAUAUAGGUAUCCCAUCAUUGAUGAGGAUGGGGCACAGUUAUUCAACUGUCCAGUGAGCUGCAGUCCUCAGCACAGCGAGUCUCCGUCUGCAGGACAGCGGAUGGUGAACGGCCAGAAGCAGAGUCUGAGCGUCGGCCAGAGUCCUGACGGACGGCAGCCCUCUCCUCUCACCAGCCCGCUACUGAACGACGCCGGAUUCAUCCGCGCAGACGACGAGGACGAGGUUCGGAGGAAGCAGGAAGGCAGAUCAAACGCACACAUCAAAGGAGAUUACCAGCGCGUCGGUGAUGUCAUGCUCAAGAACAUCCAGGGCCUGAAGCUGCUGUCAGCUCAUCUUCAGAAGCACUCCGAGUCUCUGCUGGAGUUGGAGCAGUCGUGCCGCUCGUCCCGCCGGCUGGAGGUGUUGUGUCGAGACUUCGAGCUGCAGAAGGUGUGUUACCUCCCGCUCAACAUCUUCUUCCUGCGCCCGCUGCACCGCCUGCUACACUACAAGCAGAUCCUGGAGCGCCUCUGCAAACACUACCCUCCGACACACGAUGACUUCAGAGACUCACGAGCUGCGCUGGCGGACGUCUCUGAGCUGGUUCUUCAGCUUCACUCCACACUCAUGAAGAUGGAGAAUUUCCAGAAGCUUCUGGAGCUCAAGAAAGAUCUGGUGGGCAUCGACAGCCUCGCUGCUCCCGGACGGGAGUUCAUCAGGCUCGGCUGUCUCAGCAAACUCUCUGGAAAAGGCCUCCAGCAGAGGAUGUUCUUCCUGUUCAGUGAUGUUGUGAUGUACACAAGUCGAGGGAUGACGGCCUCCAAUCAGUUUAAAGUUCACGGUCAGCUUCCUCUCUACGGCAUGACGAUUCGGGAGAGCGAGGACGAGUGGGGCGUCCCAUAUUCCUUCACUCUGUUUGGACAGCGGCAGUCUGUCGUCGUCGCUGCCAGCUCAGCGUCAGAGAUGGAAAAGUGGAUGGAGGACAUCAGGAUGGCCAUCGAGCUGGCAGACAAGAGCAACGGGCCGACCACUGAGAUCCUGUCCAGCAGCUUCAGUGACAGCAAGCCUCCUGAAGACUGUAGCGCAGACCAGGAGUCAGAGGAUGACCUCAGCUCCUCUCGAUCCUCUCUGGAGCGCCAGACUCCUCACCGUGGUAAUACUACGGUACACGUCUGCUGGCACCGCAGCACCAGCGUGUCCAUGGUGGACUUUAGCGUAGCGCUGGAGAAUCAGUUGUCUGGUAAUCUGCUGAGGAAGUUCAAGAACAGCAACGGCUGGCAGAAGUUAUGGGUGGUUUUCACAAACUUCAGUCUGUUCUUCUACAAGACACACCAGGAUGAGUAUCCACUGGCCAGUCUCCCUCUGCUGGGUUACUCCAUCACCAUUCCCUCAGAGUCAGAAAACAUCCACAAGGAUUACGUCUUCAAGCUGCAUUUCAAAUCACACGUCUAUUAUUUCAGAUCGGAGAGCGAGUACACGUUUGAGAGGUGGAUGGAGGUGAUCCGCAGCGCCACCUGCUCCUCCAGUGUCCUUCGCUCCUCCAGCCGGAAAGAUCCGCUGGUGUACUGACCAAAGACACGUCUGUCCUCAAUCAGGUCCUCUUUCUAUCUGCUUCAUCCCCCAUUCCUAACUCUAUUGACCGUCUCAGAAUACUCUGACGGGUUCAGAUGUGAAGUAAAGCAGAAACACACACACACAGACGUCAGUGUGAAACGGUGCUGUCAGGAACACACUCAACAUGAAGAUGGUUAUGAUGAAUGUGAAGUGGAUUAUUUGUGACAGUGCUUUUGUAAGUGUUUUUAUGGAUGCUGCAGUGAAUGUGAGCCAUUGGUUUAUUGCGACGGUUUCCUGAUUUUUACACGCAGAAACACCUCAGCUUCAUAUUAAACAUCAGAUUCAGAUUCAGAUGUAGUGUUGAUGCUUUUGAGUCUUUAGAAAAUGGCAAAAGAUGUGCAGAACUUAUAACUGACAUGGGAAAGAUAGAUUUUUGUUGUAUGUUUGUUUUAGUUUUUCUUUUCUUAAAGGGACAGUUCACCCAAAUAUGACAAUUCUGUCAUUAUUUAAUUCAUGCGUUUCUAAAAAACUUAUUUCUUUUGUUAAACACAAAGGAAGAUAUUCUGAAGAAUGUUGAAGAAAAAAAACAGCCAUUAACUUUUUAAUAUUUUUUGUUCCUACUAAAAAGCGAUUGGUUGAGUAAACCUGUUGCCUUAAAGUUAAGUAAAUUAACUAUGUGCAAAUUUAUCAAAAUUAAGUUGUGCAUUUAGUUCAGGUUUAUUCACUUUAUUUAAUUAUAGUAACUAAUUGCAUUUUACAGUGUGCUUUUGUUCCAACAUACUCAUGUUGUUUUGUAAAUAACAACAGAGAUGUCUGUUUAUUGGGAGAACUGUGCCUUUAAGAACAUAUAUUAACUGUUUAUUGUGUUUAAAGGGAUAGUUCACUCAAAAAUUAAAACUUACUCGCUAUUUACUCUUAGUCAGGUAUGUCCAAACUCGGUCCUGGAGGGCCGGUGUCCUGCAGAUUUUAGCUCCAACUUGCCUCAACACACCUGCACGGUUGUUUCUAGAAAGCCUAGUAAGUGCUUGAUUAGCUAGCCCAGGUGUGUCUGAUUGGGGUUGGAACUAAACUUUGCAGGACACCGGCCCUCCAGGACCGAGCUUGGACAUGCCUGCUCUUAGUGGUUUCAAUCCUUCUGUUAAACACAAAAGAAGAUAUUUUGAAGAAUGCUGGAAACCUGUCACCAUUGACUUCCAUAGUGGGGAAAACAGAUACUAUAUAAAUCAAUGGCUGUACUGUAAAAAAGCAAGUAGUUGAGUGUGUGAGUAAACCUGUUGUCUUAAAAUUAUUAAAUAAACAAACUAUAUUGAUAAUUAUCAUAAUUUAGUUGUGCAUUUAGUUUAGGUUUAUUCGCUUUAUUUAAUUAUAGUAACUAAUUGCGUUUUGCAGUGUGCUUUUGUUCCAACAUACUCAUGUUGUUUUGUAAACGACAACAGAGAUGUCUGUUUAUUGGGUGAACUGUCCCUUUAAGAACAAACAUUAACUGUUAAUUGUGUUUAAAGGGAUAGUUCACUCAAAAAUGAAAACUUACUCGCUAAUUACUCUCCCUCAAGUAUGUUCAAUCUUUCUGUUGAACACAAAAGAAGAUAUUUUGAAGAAUGCUGGAAACCUGUAACCAUUGACUUCCACAGUAGGAUCCAUAGAUACUAUAGAAGUCAAUGGCUGCACUGUAAAAAAGCAAGUAGUUGAGUGUGUGAGUAAACCUGUUGCCUUAAAAUUAUUAAAUAAACAAACUAUGUUCAUAAUUAUCAAAAUUUAGUUGUGCAUUUAGUUCAGGUUUAUUCACUUUAUUUAAUUACAGUAACUAAUUGCGUUUACAGUGUGCUUUUGUUCCAACAUACUCCUGUUGUUUUGUAAAUGACAACAGAAAUGUCUGUUUAUUGGGUGAACUGUCCCUUUAAGAACAUAUAUUAACUGUUUAUUGUGUUUAAAGGGAUAGUUCACUCAAAAAUGAAAACUUACUCGCUAUUUACUCAGUGGUUUCAAUCCUUCUGUUAAACACAAAAGAAGAUAUUUUGAAGAAUGCUGGAAACCUGUAACCAUUGACUUCCACAGUAGGAUCCAUAGAUACUAUAGAAGUCAAUGGCUGUACUGUAAAAAAGCAUUUAGUUGAGUGUGUGAGUAAACCUGUUGCCUUAAAAUUAUUAAAUAAACAAACUAUAUUCAUAAUUAUCAAAAUUUAGUUGUGCAUUUAGUUCAGGUUUAUUCACUUUAUUUAAUUAUAGUAACUAAUUGCGCUUUACAGUGUGCUUUUGUUCUAACAUACUCCUGUUGUUUUGUAAAUGACAACAGAAAUGUCUGUUUAUUGGGUGAACUGUCCCUUUAAGAACAUAUAUUAACUGUUUAUUGUGUUUAAAGGGAUAGUUCACUGAAAAAUGAAAACUUACUCACUAAUUACUUUCCCUCAAGUGGGUUCAAUCCUUCUGUUGAACACAAAAGAAGAUAUUUUGAAGAAUGCUGGAAACCUGUAACCAUUGACUUCCAUAGUAGGAUCCAUAGAUACUAUAGAAGUCAAUGGCUGUACUGUAAAAAAGCAAGUAGUUGAGUGUGUGAGUAAACCUGUUGCCUUAAAAUUAUUAAAUAAACAAACUAUAUUCAUAAUUAUCAAAAUUUAGUUGUGCAUUUAGUUCAGGUUUAUUCGCUUUAUUUAAUUAUAGUAACUAAUUGCGUUUACAGUGUGCUUUUGUUCCAACAUACUCAUGUUGUUUUGUAAAUGACAACAGAGAUGUCUGUUUAUUGGGUGAACUGUCCCUUUAAGAACAAACAUGAACUGUUUAUUGUGUUUAAAGGGAUAGUUCACUCAAAAAUGAAGAUUUACUUACUAUUUACUCUCCCUCAAGUGGUUUAAAUCCUUCUGUUAAACACAAAAGAAGAUAUUUUGAAGAAUGCUGGAAACCUGUAACCAUUGACUUCCACAGUAGGAUCCAUAGAUACUAUAGAAAUCAAUGGCUGUACUGUAAAAAAGCAUUUAGUUGAGUCUACUUUAAAAAGUGAGUAAACCUGUUGCCUUAAACUUAUUAAAUAAAUAAACUACGUGCUUAAUUAUCUAAAUUAAGUUGUGCAUUUAGUUCAGGUUUACUCACUUUGUUUAUUAAUAGUAACUAAUUGCAUUUUACAGCGUGCUUUGCUCCAACACACUCAUCUUGUCUUGUAAAUGACUACAGAAAUCUCUGUUUUUGGGUGAACUGUCCCUUUAAGAACAUGUUUGUUUUGUUUAAAGGGAUAGUUCAACCAAAAAUUCAAAUGCACUUGCUACCCAUCACUACUCUUUAUGAGUUGCUUUCUACUGUUAAACACAAAUGAAGAUAUUUUGAAGAAUGCUAAAAACCUGUAACCAUUGACUUUCAUUGUAAAAACACAAAUACUUUUGAAAUCAAUGGCUGUUUUUUCCAGCAUACUUCAGCUUUGUGUUCAACAGAAGAAAGAAACUCUAACAGGUCUGGAACAAGUGGCGGAUGAGGACAUAUUUGCGUGAACUACCCCUUUAUUAGAAAAUGGACCAUAAAUACUUCUACAUUACAGUGAAAUAUUUAGAUAAAUGAGUCAGAAAAUGUCACAAGGACCAAAAAUAGUUUAUUUUUAUUUUCAUUAUUGAGUUUUUGAUGCAAAUCAAAACGUUCAAAGUCCAUUUUUAGAACUAAUUAACUUUUUUUGUCUUAAUUUUACACUAUAUUUUUAUUUGUGCGGAGUUGAAUGGAUCUGGAUGUGUUUUCUGCAGUAUCUGUGUGUUGUUUGGGCUGGGCUUCUGGAUCUCCUAAAGCUUGAUCUCUGCUGGCCAGUGUUUCUACUUCACUCCUGCCCUUUUUUUUAACAGGACGGCCUUUUUAUACUCGUUUUUGAUACGAACUGUGAACCGAUCCUGUUUAUUCUGUCCUGAAAACACGAGCAGUUUCUCUCUGAAGGAAGCGCUGCCUUUUCUCCAGACUGCUCCAGUGCCAAAAUGAUUCCUCUCCCCUUUUUUUAAGCAUUUUAAAUCUUUCUUAAUGCACAUAUAUAUAAAUAUAUAUUGAAACAAAAACACACACAAUAUGGAUUAUAUGUUGGCGGAAGUGUACUGUAUGUUUGACUAUGUUUGGAAUAAAUCCAUAUCUAUACUACA
Molecule: messenger RNA, 8230 nt
Organism: Danio aesculapii
Lineage: Eukaryota; Metazoa; Chordata; Actinopteri; Cypriniformes; Danionidae
Gene: farp1
Product: FERM, RhoGEF (ARHGEF) and pleckstrin domain protein 1 (chondrocyte-derived)
Exons: 26
Coding region: 205-4146 (1313 amino acids)
Cellular component (GO): cytoskeleton
Molecular function (GO): guanyl-nucleotide exchange factor activity; cytoskeletal protein binding
Source: RefSeq, a predicted model, not a curated record